GGUCAGGAAGUGGAUGAUGUGACUGUACCAGGAAUUGUGUGAUGAGUCCACUGCAAUCCCAAAUGGAAGCCCAAAGCAACGCGUCUUUCCUCAGAUACUUUGGAGAUUUUCUAGGUCAAUACAUCGAUCUGGACUACUCAAUAUGGCUAUAUAGACUACUUACGCCCCUAGUAAUCACCUUCAUGCUACCCCUGGUGUUCGUUGGACUGAUUUAUUUCACUUCAAUUUUUCUCUACAUUUACAAAUUGCACAGACAAAUCAUCAUGCAAGCAGUGUCUAGUGAUCUGGACUUUUGGAACGUUGGUCGAAAAAUUGUUUCCGCAGUCUGGGAUGCCCAUGCGUGGCUCUACCAUGGCUAUGAAGUUAAUGGCCUGCACCAUCUGCCGACUGAAGGACCAGCACUCAUUGUCUACUACCAUGGUGCCGUCCCCAUUGAUAUGUACUACUUUGUUGCACGCGUUCUCCUAGCUAAAGAUCGCUUAAUUUACACCGUUGCUGAUCGGUUUCUCUUUAAAAUCCCUGGCUGGGGAAUCAUCAGUGAUGCCUGCAAGGUAAGCCCUGGCACUAUUCAAUCGUGCACAGCAACACUACGUGAUGGGAAUCUUCUUGCCAUCUCUCCGGGUGGUGUAUACGAAGCCCAAUUCGGUGAUAACUGCUAUGAAUUACUGUGGAAAAAUCGCAUUGGAUUUGCAAAAGUUGCCCUCGAGGCACGUGUCCCCAUCAUUCCUAUGUUCACUCAAAAUUUACGAGAAGCCUUCCGAUCGGUGGGUAUCAUGAGGCGGUGGCUUAUUAAAUUCUACAAUGCCACGCAUAUCCCCUUGAGACCGAUUUAUGGAGGUUUUCCCGUUAAAUUACGUACCUUUCUGGGUCCACCUAUUCCAUAUGAUCCAAAUCUCACGCCGGAAGAACUUAAGCAGAAGACUGCCUUUGCAAUUGAGGAACUAAUUAAUAAACAUCAGAGAAUUCCUGGUGGGAUUUUUCAUGCUCUGCUCGAUAGAUUUAGUUUUUUACGAAAACGAAAAGCAACCGACUGAGAGCACAAAAAUUCGUUUACAAAAACUAAAAAUAAAACACAGAAGUGCAAAAAAGACCGUUUCGGAUCACAGAUAAGAAUGAGUUUUUAACAAUCGUAAAAGUUUCAUCAAAGGAAAAAAAUGCGCCAAUAUAUUUUUUAAAUGUAAAAGAAACCUUAGCAUGCAAUUAUAUGAAAACUCAUACCUUUACUUUUGAAUAUUAAUUGGAGAAUUUAAGUUAAAACAGAAAAAAAGAAUUCCAUUUGCAUUACCAAUUUUUUCAAAAUUUAUAAACAUUAAGUAUAAUAAAAAAUAAAACGUUAAUAACAAAAUUAAAAAAAAAAUGGGUAUGAAGGAAGGGCCAGAGAUUGUAAGUAAUAAUAUUAAUUUACAAAGAGUAAUUGGUUGGGGUCAUUAUGAGGUUUGGUUAAACAUCUUGAUUGCUUUAACGAUUUCUGUUGCUAAUUCUUCUAUACUUCUAGCUGAAAAAAUUUUACGAAUGGAGUUUCCUCUUUUCUGUAUGGGCUAAUUCGGCUAAUUAUGCGAGUCCAGAUUGUUUCCUCAAAUAAGACAGAAAUACUAAUACAGGAACGAGUAAACUCCUUAAACUAUUUUUUUCUUUCUGUGAUCACACCCUUUAGAUACUUUUAGACCAUUGCCAUCUUUUAAAGUUAGGCAAAUUCCAACGUGAAUAUAUUAUAUCGAAUUUCUUUUUUACUCGAUUCUAAUACGUAUAUAGAUCAAUUUUAUUUUAUUUUCAACUCUGUAAGAUUUUUGGGAGAAAUACCCUCGCCAUUUUUUUUAUUGUAUUUAUUCAUACUGCGAACCACCUUUGCCGGAUGUGUUCGGCAAUGAACACAAGGAAGCUAAGCAAAUGGCCGUACAUGAGGAUGAUAAAGGCUCCUUGGAGGUGAUUAACAGUCAAGGCAGUAUCCUUUUCUGUAUUUACAAAAUUAUUUUUGUCGCUAUUUUACUUAAUUAUUUAAUAAUGAAAAUAAAAAAAAAAAGAUUUUACAACAAA
Molecule: messenger RNA, 2034 nt
Organism: Lutzomyia longipalpis
Lineage: Eukaryota; Metazoa; Arthropoda; Insecta; Diptera; Psychodidae
Product: transmembrane protein 68
Exons: 3
Coding region: 42-1034 (330 amino acids)
Cellular component (GO): membrane
Molecular function (GO): acyltransferase activity
Source: RefSeq, a predicted model, not a curated record